AGUGUUUGCGAUUUUCUUACGUCAAAAAUGAACUUGAACAAGAUUUUCUUGGUUUUCGCGUUUCAAGUAAUGAGCGUUUUGGGAAAUAUUUGGUCUGGAUAUGACCCACGAGAGAUUUUCAAGGCCAGUGAUAAAGUUUUAAAGGCAUUUGAAGCGACUUUUAAUACCAAAGACGAGAAAAAAUGUUUGAAAGAUUUUAAAUUUUUCACUAAGGAGCUUCAUUUAGGUCGAGAAUGGACUGAAAAAAUGAUAAACUCUUAUGGACGCCUCCCUCAAGGAAUUUAUUCAGGAAACAAAAUCGACUAUGGUUAUUUCGAUCAAUGCCUCAAAAUCGACACAAAAAUCGAUAUUAAACCUCAAUAUUGUCUCCUUCCUGUUAAAAGUCUUCAUCAAAAUCAAUCCAUGGACUUCCAGAUAGGAAUUUGCGUUCCAGAUUCCUGUUCGACGACACAAGUUCAGCAAAUAAUGAAGUCAUUACUUAAUGAAAUCGGCUUCACAAGUGACAAAAAGAUGGAUGAAUGUGUCGAUACAACUCCCGAACGCUUUGGAAUGCUAGAAAAAUGCACAAUUUUAGUCGUUUUCGGGAUUAUUUUGAUAAUUUUCAUCAGUACUGUCUAUGAAUUGGUUCAAAAUUAUCGAAAAGCUAAAACAAGUGCUUUGAUGACUUCAUUCUCACUUCAACGUAAUUUAACGUAUUUAUUAGAGCCGAAACAGGAUCCCAACAUGAUUGAAUGCAUCAACGGCAUUCGCGUUUUUACCGAUGGCUGGAUAAUCGUCUUUCAUUUGUACUUUUUCAUGCGAAAUUACAUGCGUUCCGUGCAUAAUCCAGAAGAUCUUGAUGUGUGGAAAAAUUCCAUUUGGAAUAUUCUGACGUUACAAUCUCAUUUGGCAGUUGACACCUGUUUUCUUAUCGGAGGCCUUUGCUUGUCCUACAAUUUUAUGAUUGCUCGAGAACGGAGAAAUAAAUUUAAUUUGUUCAAAUUUUACUUGCAUCGUUAUAUUCGCUUGACUCCGGCUUAUGCUGCGACAAUGGUUUUGCUGAUGUUUGUGUAUAACGUGAGACCUGGACCAGUAUUUGAGCCAAAAAAUUACAUGGGAUUGGAUUCUUGUCGUCGUUAUUGGUGGGCAGCCCUGAUUUACUCACAAAUUUACACAAAUUGUGACGAACCGUGCAUGCCGGUGACUUGGUACUUGAAUGUCGACAUGCAUUUGCACAUCAUUUCGCCAAUUUUGUUGUUUGCUUUGUGGAAAUUCGGUUACAAAUGCAUGCCAGUAAUAGUUUCCUUGAUACUUUAUUCAAUUUAUCAACUUUAUACGAUAGCCAUGACGCAUCAGAUCCACAUCGCGGAGAUGUUUGAGCUUACUUCGAAUGUCGCGAUGAAAUUUUAUUGUCCAACGCAUGUCCGUUAUGCCACAUGGCUCAUGGGAGUGACUUUGGGCUUCAUUUUGUACAAGAAAAGGAACACUCCGAGCACUUUAUCGACUUUCAAAAACGUUUACAUCUGGAUCAACGUAAUAAUUUUGACAAUUUACACCGUUCUUGGUGCCCAUAUUUGGCGCGAAUGGCAAACAGACGUUCAAAUUUCCGCUUAUUUAGCUGCCCCGCAUCGCGUUGUGUGGACUCUUUGUAUGGCGUGGAUCGUUUAUGCCUGCAUUCGAGGUCGCGGGGGUUUUAUCAACUGGUUUUUCUCGCUGCCAUACUGGAAACCGAUCGCAAAAUUGAAUUAUUGCAAUUAUUUGAUACAUCAACCGUUUAUUGUCUUGAUGGCGAGACUUUUGCGUGUCGAAUUGCACUUUGACGGAUGGAUUUUCUUGAUCAUGGCGUUAGGAGUUUACUUUUUUUCGCUGGUUAUGUCGAUUCCGUGGACUCUCAUGUUCGAAAUUCCAUUUUUGAAUGUGGAAAAAGCGAUUUGGGGAAUUAUUGAAGAACGCAAAACGAAGGAAAAGGCAAAGAAAAUCGAAUAAAAUGGACAAGAAAAUGAUUUUUUUUU
Messenger RNA from Culicoides brevitarsis, 1991 nucleotides. RefSeq names its product nose resistant to fluoxetine protein 6-like. Gene Ontology annotation, molecular function: acyltransferase activity, transferring groups other than amino-acyl groups. The transcript has 7 exons. The record is from RefSeq and is a predicted model, not a curated record. The coding region runs from base 28 to 1965 and encodes 645 amino acids. NCBI's taxonomy places the organism in Eukaryota, Metazoa, Arthropoda, Insecta, Diptera, Ceratopogonidae.